AUGCUGGCGCGCCGCAACUGGCUGCUGCGGCUGUCUGUCAUCCUCAACGUGGUCAUCCUGCUCUACUUCGGCUCGCACUUUGCCACCAAGAAUGGAGCCGUCGUCCUCAUUGAGGAGCUGCAGGCGUCCGGCCGCAACUUGGCGUCCAUCGACAUGCCUGCGCCGCCCCAGACGGACGGCCCCCAGGCCAACGACAUCCUCCCCCCGGCGCCGCCACCGCAGCAGCCGCAGCAGCAGCAGCAGCAGCAGCUGCAGCAGGCCACGGUAGCGGACGGCGCGCCGGCCGUGGUGGUGGCGGGCGGCAGCAACCCCGACGAGGGCAUGCCGCCGCCCGCGCUGCUGCCGCAGGCCGCCGCGCCCGCCGCCGACCCGGCCGUGACGCCGGCCAAGGCGACCAGCACGACGCAGCAGCAGGCGCAGCAGAGCGAGCCCACGGAGAAGACGCUGCAGGACGUGAUCGCCUGCCACGACCGCAGCAUCGAGCCGCGGACGGCGCAGCGCGGCGACUACUGGGUGCUGUACAACUACGUGCAGGCCUCCGAGUCGUACCACUGCUGGGAGAGCGUCACGUACACGACGCACGCCGACUACACGUUCCUGGACAACCUGUCGCCCAUGCUGGAGCGCUGGCGCGGGCCCGUCUCGCUGGCCAUGUACGCGCCCGGGACCGACUUCGCGCCCACGCUGGAGGCCAUCCGCUACGCGCGCGACUGCGGCUCGCCGCUCGUCGCCAAGCUCGUCACCUUCCACGUGUUCUUCGGCGCGCGCCACGUGCCGCGCGUCGUGCCCCGGCCCGACAAGGCCACGCUGCCGGCCGCCAACUGCUCGCGGCCCGCGCCCUGGACCAACGUCACGGCCUCGGCGCUGUACAAGGCGCAGAAGGGCCUGCUGUACCCCGUCAACGUGGGCCGCAACAUCGCGCGCGAGGCCGCCGCCACGCACUACCUCCUGGCCUCGGACAUCGAGCUGUACCCGUCGCCGGGCGUCAUCCCGGACUUCCUCGAGAUGAUCCGGCGGCAGGACAAGCCCCUCGCCAGGCCCAACCCCAAGGUGUUCCCGCUGCCCAUCUUCGAGCUGGAGGCGGGCGCGGUGCUGCCGCCCAACAAGAAGGACUUGGGUUAUGCACUGUGUGUACUCAACUAUGAUUUCCAAAUUCUUGACAACGCCUUUUUGGUGCACAAACCUGGUAUAAAAACUUUGAAAAAGGAUCCUCAAAGAGCCAUGCUAGCAGGAAAAACUAAUGUUCUAAUCAGGAGAGUUAUCUUUCCCGAGCUCAAAGUUCUGUAUGGAACCCGCAAAGGCUGUGCUGUCUAAAACUACAAGUUAUCCCUAGACUUGCUGGUUUUAAAACUUUAAGAGGCAUUAGAGGAUAUGUAUUACAUACUUUCCUUGUAAGCAUUUACAAGACUUUAUUGCAUUCAAAGUUGUUUUGCUGUAGAUAUUGUUGCUGUGUAAAGUGCUUUAGUGCUAUCUAUUUAUUUAUUGAUUUGAAGGAUGCAUAUUGAUAUUUCAUCAACAGCACUCUGCCUACAAAAAAUAAUGUGCUGUGAGACAUUUGAUGUAAAUUUGAAGACAACUUUGAACAUCUUUUUGGUGCAUCUUUAGCUUCUACGUAAUCUAGUGAAUAAUGUGGAAGUGGAAGAAAUUCCAGUGUUGUGAUAUUCCUAGGAUGUGUGUAGGAGAUGUUGUGAAGAGGGUUAAAGGAUCUCUGAACUCCACAGGGAAAUGUGUUAUUUUUGUAAUGCUUUUAAAAAAAACAACAACGGAUACUUCAGUUAUUUUUAACAUCCUUUUUAAGGGAUAAAAUCCGGAGAGGUCUGAGGAGGUACAGCCAUCCGACAUUAGCCAUUUUAGUUCCAGUCACAUUCUCUUUUCUUGCCCCUAAAAGGAUUGCAAAGAUGAAUGAUUGGCAAUUUUCUAUCUAGCAGUUUUAUGAGAAUACCUCUGCUAGCUUAGAAAAGUGGCCAAAACAGUGCCUCAAAUCCAAUUGAUUUUUACAUUUAUAGUGUUUUAGAGUAUGUUGAGAUAGUUUAAGGUAUAGUUAUAAAUUAUUACUCUUUGACUGACACGUGGUUCUGGUACCUUGAAAAUCAAAAUAUCCACCUUCCUUGAAAUUUUAUGAUAUUGUUAUUUGUGACAUUUAUACAAUUCCCUUUGCUUUUAUUUUCAGAAUUAGUAUUUUUCUCUUAUACUUAUUUGUGGAUAAUUCAAGCUUGUAUAUGAAAGUAGGUUAUGAUGAAGGUGUUGUUCAAAGUAUAAUCUUGUAGCCCAUUCCUCAAACUAAUACUUUUUUUCUUGAUUCAACUUGCGUUGCUCUUAUUCAAAUAUGUACUCAUAGUAUUUCCUUUUUCUAAACUAAAUUGCUAUUCAUGGGUUGAUACGGGACACAAAAGAUGACUGAUUUAUCUCUUACUGUAAAUUAUUGUCAAAUUAAUCUUUAAAUCUUUAUCAUUUAGUGCAUUGUAAUGAUCGUCAUGUCUUUUGUUGUUCAUUAUUUUUGAUUGUCUAUGCCAGGAGAAAUCUCAAUGUUAUCAGGCUUUUUCUCAUUAACAUAUUUACUGUGAAUUUUGUUUCUUAACAAAGAGGGAGUGUUGCUCUCCAUUCAGUGGGGCAAUAUAAAUUUUGACAGUAAAUGUGCUAGUUAUUGUGAGAGUACAAAUCCGCUCCUCUCACUAUGCUGUACAGAAAUUUUGUCACGUGAAUUAAAAAUAAUUUUAUAUCAUUAGUGAGAGUAUGCUAUAUUUUUCUUAACAUUCUCUUUCUUUGUAGUUUGAGAAUAACAUGUGCAGGGUUAUCUUUCUUUUGGUGUCUUUACAGUAUUGGUUUUAAAGGAGUCACUAUAGUAGCCUUUGCUGUAUUUUUAUAUGCUGUUAAGUGCUGUAGAAGUCUUGCUCUACUUCAUGACACUUACGAGGAGCUGAAAGAUUAUUUUCACUCUUUGGCAGGAAAUGUAUAACCCAUGUUUCCUUAAGGGCAGAUGUUACACCUGCUGUGUGAAGAAUAAUUCGAUCAUGAUUCGAGUUCCUUAGAGCUGCACAUAUGGGAUAGAGCAGUAUAGUUGAACUGUUACAUCUAGUCUGUAUAACUGUGCAGGUUUGCGGUCCAGUCUCUAGACCUAGCCUGGGCUCUUCUAUGCAAUCAACUUGUAACGUAAUGUGCCAGAACAUUCAUUGUUUUGUAUUUCUCUUCCCUUUUGCCCCAUACAUCCCAAACUAGUUUUAGUGCUGUCAUGGUGAUAUAAAACUUAUCAGUACUGUAUGUUAUAAUUCUCUGGAUCUGAUUUAGAGUGUAAUUUACUGUGAAUUUUAACAGAGACAACUUUUUAGUGUGUUUGGAAAAUAUUUGUUUUUUCAUCAGCUGGUUAAUUUUACUAAUAAUAUUCCGCUACUUUUAUCCACUGCCAUCCUUAAUCAUUUUUCAUUCCUUAACUUUUUGACAACAGUUAUGUGCCCCAGAUAAUUUUUCAAAAGCUUUCUCAUGACACUGUUCCAGGCUUCACAAAGUACCAAUGGUGUCUUGCCGGGUAAAUUGUUGUGACCAAUCUCGAUAUUCCCUUAUUACCUACGUUUGCCUGCUGUAAUAGGCUUAUAGCAACUAAUUAGUGCUCACUUUGUUUAUAUAUUAUUUGCUCAACAAGAUUUCUUUUGUAGUAUGACUAUUUUAGCUCAUCAAGCGUUUCAGUUUUAUUGUUAUAAAUAUAUCUUUUGUUCCAAGCCAGAAUCUCGAUGGGCUUCAAACCAUAGAGUAUAGUAGUUGAUCAUGAGUAAAUGCACUCAGUUUGCUGGGUUACAAUCUCUCAUCAGUUUUAUUCCUUUCAAUGUUGUGUAAAUAUGGUGGAGAUUCACCUACUUCAUACGCAAAAUAUUUUUAUGUCUUUUGAUAAAUUACUUAUUUGUUUUAACAUUGGCGUUAAAACAGUACAUCUUUCUUUCAAAAUUCAACACUGGUGCCUGAGUCCGACCAAGAGAAUGCCUGUGUGGUAUUUCACAAUCCAUAAGCAAUGGUUUUUAAAUGUGCUUCUUAGUGAGAUACAUAAUAUUUGUUUCCUUUCCCGAAGAGUAUGUUUUUGGGACUGAGAGGUUUGCUUGUGCAGCAGAGUAACCUUUCACUGUCUUCUAGAACUUAGUCUGUAACUUUUCUUUGAGUGCCAAAAUGAAGUAAGACAUUGUAACUUUGGACACUUAUUCAUUUUAAGAGUUUCUAUUCUAGUGUAAGUGAUGCCUUCCAUUUUAGUUGACCAAUGAAUAACAUGCUCAAAUGCAUCUGAUAGUGCUAUGAGUUGUGUUCAAAUAUACUUGCAAGCUUUGUGACACUCUUGGACACAGAUGUUAUUUAUAACUCAUAACACUGUGGAUGAGAAUGGAUGAGAGGUUGUUUUGAGCCACAAAGUUAAAAGGCUUUUAGAAGAAUUUUUUAUAGAUUUUGUUUUUGUUAUUAUUAUUUAAUGUUCCUAUAUAAGCUAAUAUAUGGAGCUACUUCCCAUGUUUUGCAAUUAUUGCAAAAUGUACAGCUGGUAUUUUCUGUACUCUUGUCCCUCAAUGGAAAUCCAUGUCCUUCUAUGUAGCUAGAUAAAUGAAGAAAUUAAAUUGUUAAUUUUAUGGCACUGUUAUGUUUGUUUCGUUUUUCUGUGUAUCAAAAAGCAAUAGUUUGACUGAUAGAUUGUCUUUCUUGAUAUUCUAAAACAACUUUGCCUCAGGUUCUCUAAAAAUUGUGUACGUAAAUUAUUAAAGAGGCAUUAAAAAAACAUUUCUGGCUAACUGUGGCAAGUUUUCUAGAACCGUGUUUAAUUGUGAUGCAAUUUAACUAUUUAAAAUAAAUGUAUAUUUCUUUACAAAA
Messenger RNA from Frankliniella occidentalis (western flower thrips), 4836 nucleotides. RefSeq names its product beta-1,4-glucuronyltransferase 1. The record is from RefSeq and is a predicted model, not a curated record. NCBI's taxonomy places the organism in Eukaryota, Metazoa, Arthropoda, Insecta, Thysanoptera, Thripidae.